AUGAACGUCACACGGCCUUCCUGCCACCAAACAGAGAGCUUCAAGGCGGCACCAGGCAUGAACCCAGUCUAUACCGAGGAUCCAAAACGUCAUGGCGAGACGCGCCUACCUGGCUUCGCAUGGCUACCCAAUAGGGCCCGUCAUCUCUUGAUCGCAUGUCUGGGUGAAUUUGUCGGCACUUUUCUGUUCCUCUUCUUUGCCUUCACAGCGACACAAGUUGCCAACAAUCUCCUGGGUGGGGGGCCCAUGGACAUCGAGUCGCUCAUGUACAUCUCCCUGGCUUUUGGCUUCUCACUCGCAGUCAAUGUUUGGAUUUUCUUUCGCGUCAGUGGAGGCUUAUUCAACCCGGCUGUAGGUGAUACGUCGCUAUGA
Plenodomus lingam JN3 is the source of this 372-nucleotide messenger RNA. RefSeq lists its product as uncharacterized. Lineage: Eukaryota; Fungi; Ascomycota; Dothideomycetes; Pleosporales; Leptosphaeriaceae. Gene Ontology annotation, biological process: water transport; transmembrane transport. Gene Ontology annotation, cellular component: plasma membrane. Gene Ontology annotation, molecular function: water channel activity. The record is from RefSeq and is a predicted model, not a curated record.